This is a messenger RNA of Ixodes scapularis (black-legged tick), 697 nucleotides long. Its product is annotated as zinc finger protein 479. Gene Ontology annotation, molecular function: DNA-binding transcription factor activity, RNA polymerase II-specific; RNA polymerase II cis-regulatory region sequence-specific DNA binding. Gene Ontology annotation, biological process: regulation of transcription by RNA polymerase II. NCBI's taxonomy places the organism in Eukaryota, Metazoa, Arthropoda, Arachnida, Ixodida, Ixodidae. Gene Ontology annotation, cellular component: nucleus. The coding region runs from base 1 to 546 and encodes 181 amino acids. The record is from RefSeq and is a predicted model, not a curated record. The transcript is spliced from 3 exons.
AUGGCGUUGGUGGCAGGUCGAAGUCAUUGGCUACCGCGAAAGUGUUUUGCGGUGACGUGCAACUACACUCUGCCGAGAGCGACAGAGGCAGAUGGAUCGCCUCGCACCGCCGAGUGUGACGGCCUCCGCUGUGAGGAGUGCAACGACCUCUUCUCCUCGCACGACUUCAACAGGCACUGGAAGACGCACGGGGCGCGUGAGCGCAAGUUCUUCUGCCGCUACUGCCCCUACUCGAGCGACUAUGGGAGCACCAUCACGCGCCACGAGAUGACGCACACGGGCGAGAGGCCGUACGCGUGCAACGUCUGUGGCCGGGCUUUCGGCACCAAGCACCACCUGGUGACCCACCUGAGGAGCCACACCGGGGAGCGGCCGUACGACUGCGACAUGUGUGACAAGGCUUUCAUGACGUCCUCGGACCUGAGCCGCCACAAGAAGACGCACGCCAGCGACGCGCCUUUCGUGUGCCGGGAGUGCGGGAAAGGGUACGCGUGCAAGGAGAACCUCUUGGCGCACUGCAUCUUGCACUACAAGAGUAAGUCGUGAGGCCGGUUCCCGUGUUUGCGUUUUAGCCUGACCGAGUCUGCUGCCCUCGCUUGUGACUGCUUACGUCGAGAGAACCCGCAAGGAUGGAUUUAAAGGGGGAGGAGGGGUACAAUGGGGGGUGACCGCCCCCUCUUCAGUCCCAAAAGGCAAU